GGGGUUUCUGCGCUGCGAAAGAAAAUGGCGGCGGCGGCGGCGGCGGCGGCGGGAGGAGAAGAGCGGCUAGAGGAGCAGGCCGAUGAAGGCGUCGCGGGGCUGAAGGAGCGCCCCCCGAAGGCCAAGAAGGGCCGCAAGGAGCGCAGAGAAGACCCGGAAGCGGAAGCGGAAGCGGAGCCGUCGGGAGCCGAGCCGGCGGAGGCGGGAAAAGCCGACGGCUCCGGGGGAACCGCGGCCGCCCCGGCCGUGCCGGAAGCGUCGGCGUCCCCCAAACAGCGGCGCUCCAUCAUCCGCGACCGCGGGCCGAUGUACGACGACCCCACCCUGCCCGAGGGCUGGACCAGGAAGCUCAAACAGCGCAAGUCCGGCCGCUCCGCCGGGAAGUACGACGUCUAUCUCAUCAACCCGCAGGGGAAGGCCUUCCGCUCCAAGGUGGAACUGAUCGCGUACUUCGAGAAGGUGGGCGACACCUCGUUGGACCCCAACGACUUCGACUUCACCGUGACGGGGCGCGGCAGCCCCUCCCGCCGCGAGCAGCGCCCCCCCAAGAAAGCCAAGAGCCCCAAAAGCCCCGGCUCGGGGAGGGGGCGCGGGCGGCCCAAAGGCAGCGGCGGCGGCGGCGGCGGCGGCGGCGGAGGGGGCGGCGGGGUGGGGGCGGGGGGGGGGGGCGGGCUCGGGGGGGGCGGGGGGGGCCGGGUGAGGGCGGCCGCGGAGCGCGGGGGGGGCCGCCUGCUGGUUAAGAUGCCCUUCGCGGGGGGGGGGGCGCCGGCGUCGCCUCCGGCCCCGCCGACGCCGCUGCCCCCUUCGGCCGCCCACCCCCCCCCCACGGCCCCCCCCGCCACGCACGGCCAGGGCCUGGGGGGGGGCGUCAAAAGGCCGGGCAGGAAGCGGAAAGCCGAGGCCGACAGCCGCUCCGUGCCCAAAAAACGGGGCCGGAAACCGGGGGGGGGCGGCGGAGGGGGCGGCGGCGGAGGAGGCGGCGGCGGCGGAGGGGUGGGCGGCGGCGGCGGCGGCGGCCGUCGCGGGGGCGGGGGGAGGGGGGGGUUCGUCCGGGCCCCCCCCCCCCGUAGAGGCCAAGAAGAAAGCGGCGGCCGCCCCCCCCGCGGCGCGGCAGCAGGAAACGGCGCUGCCCAUCAAGAAGCGUAAAACCCGCGAGGCCGCCGCCCCCCCCCCGCCGCCGCCGCCCCCCCCUCCUCCUCCGACCCCCCCGGAAGCGGCCGCCCCCCCUCCCGUUACGGCCCCCCCCCCCCCCAACAAGGGACCCCGCAGCGCCCGCGGCAGCCCCGGCCGCAGCCCCAAAGGUCGCGGUGGGGGGGGCAUGGGGGGGGGAGGCGGAGGAGGAGGAGGAGGAGGAGGGGGGGGGGGGAGGGCCGGCGGGGGGGGAGGGGGGGGCAAACGCAACACGCCCCCCCCGCCGUUACCGUCGUCGCCCCCCCCUCCCCAGCCGCCGCCGCCGCCGCCGCCCCCCCCCUCCGCCCCCCAGGACAGCGCUCAGGACCUCAGGGGGGGGGGACCCCCCGACGGCUGCCCCCCGGAACCGGCCCAGCCUCACCCCCCCCAGCACCCCCCCCCCCCGGCGACGCCCCCCCACAAACACCGGGGGGAGCCCGACAGAAAGGACUCCUCCUCGUCCUCGUCCUCCUCCUCCUCUUCCGCCGCCGCCCCCCCCUCGUCCUCGCCCCCCGCCGCUCUCCCCCCCGGCUCCGUCCCGCGCCCCCCCCCCCCCCCACGAGGAACAACCCGUCGACAGCCGGACGCCGCUGCCCGAGCGCGUCAGCUGACUGUGACCCCCCCGCCGGGCCCCCCCGACGAAACCCCCCCGGACCCGCGGACGGACCCACGGACGGAGCCCCCCCCCCCGGACGGACACGCGGACGGACCCGCGGACGGAGCCCCCCCACGGACGGAGCCCCCCCACGGACGGAGCCCCCCCCGUCGCCACGGACGGACCCGCGGACGGACGGACGGACGGACGCCGCCCCCCCCCCCCGAGGGACGCGGCCCCCCCCGGCACCCCCCCGCUUUGCACUUUGGCCUCUGGGGGCUUUGCACUACGCGGCCGCGGCGGGGCCGGGAGCGGCCAAUGGGGAGCGAGGAGGGGCGGGGCGUGGCGGGGUCGGCCAACGGGGACGGAGCGGAUCCGGAGCGGGAGAAGGCGCGGGGCCAAUGGGGAGCGAGCGCGGCGCGGUCGGCGGCCAAUCGGGCGCGAACUGUGGGCGGGGCGAGAGGCGGCGUUGGGCCAACGGGGAGAGGAGAUCCGAGGGAGGAUCCGGUCGUGAGCCAAUCGGGGGCGGGAUCCACUGUGGGGCCGAUCGGCGGCGGUCGGGCGAGAUCGAGCCGUGAGCCAAUCGGGAGGCGCCUCCGGCAGAGCUUCAGCCAAUUGGGAGCGGAGCUGGGCGGGAGCAGGAUCUGGUCGUGAGCCAAUCAGGACAGAGGGAGGGCUUGGGUAAAGUCCAGCCUUGGGCCAAUCGGGAGCGGCCUCCGCUAGGCUGGGAUCUGGUGUUCAGCCAAUCAAGAACAACUUCCUGACGAGUCGGGGGGGGGGGGGGGGGGCAGGCAGGGUAGAGGGGGGGGGCGCGAAGGGGAGGGGUCUGCUGUUCAGCCAAUCAGGAGAGGCCCUCGGAAGGGAGUGGGAUCUGGUCAGGAGCCAAUGGAGAGCGAGUGAGUCUCUGAUGAAGUUUUAACCAACCGGGAGGGAGCUCUCAGUGGGGAUCCGGCGCUGAGCCGAUGGGGAGCGGCGCUGAGCGGGCACGCCGAGGCCUGGAGCGGGAUGUGGUUCUCGGCCAAUCAGGAGAGGCCCAGGGCUCGGGGGAUCCACCCCUGCCCGGCCGGCAGCGGCGCUGGAUCGAGGCGGGAUCCGGCCGGGAUCCAAUCGGGAGUGACGUUGGAUUGGAGGGGCGGGUCCGGUGUCCAUCCAGCGGGAGGUGGGCAGGGCGGGGGCGGGAUCCAGUCGGGAGCCAAUCAGGAGCCGCCCUGGGCCGGGCUGCGAUCCAGUAGGGAGCCAACCGGGAAAGGUCGUAAGGUGUGGCGAUCCGCUAGGGAGCCAAUCACGUGUUGCCUUGGAACAGGCUGGGAGCCAAUCGGGAGGCGCCCUGGGCCGGCCUGCGGUCCAGCAGGGAGCCAAAUCGGGAAGGACUGUGGGGGGUGUGGUGAUCCAGUAGGGAGCCAAUCACGUGUCGCCUUGGGAGAGGCUAGGGGAACUGGCCAGGAGCCAAUCAGAAGCGUCAGGAUCCAGUAGGGAGCCAAUCGGGAAGGAUUGUGGGGUGUGUGUGGUGAUCUGGUAGGGAGCCAAUCAUGUGUCGCCUUGGGAUAGGCUGGGAGCCAAUCAGGAGGCACUCUGGGCCGGCCUGUGGUCCAGUAGGGAGCCAAUCAGGACGAAUUGCGGGUUGUGUCACCAUCCGGUAGGGAGCCGAUCACGUGUCGCCUUGGAGCAGGCCAGGGGAACCGGCCAGGAGCCAAUCAGAAGCGGCAGGAUCCAGUAGGGAGCCAAUCAGGAGUCGCUGUAGUGGGGGGGUAGGGGUUGGAAUCCAGUCGCGAGCCAAUCAGGAGCGGCUGUAGGCUGGGACGGGCCGCUGGGAAUGACCAAUCAGAAGCGGUGGCGGCUUGGGCGGGAUCCAGUCCAGAGCCAAUCAGGAGAGCUGUGGGUGGAAGGAAGGGGGGAUGGGUGGGGGGGGCAGCAGCACGAGAACCAAUCAGCAGCGCCGUGGGCGGGGGGAAUCCGGUCUCCGUCUAAUAGGAAGUGACCGCGCCCUCCCCACAAUUUGCCCAUACCUUCCAAGGGGGGGGAAAGGGGUAAAAAGGGCCCCUCCCAUGCGGGAUUUGGGGGUGAAGGGGUCCCGGCACCGCCCCCCCCCCUUUCGAACCGUUCUUCCGCCCCCCCCUUCUCAACCCCCGUCUUCCCACCCCUCUCCCCCUCCCCCGGGACUGUUAACGCCCAUCCCCCCCCCCUCCCCAAACUCCCCCCCCCCCCCACCGGCCGCGGGGCCCCCCCCGCUCCUCAUGGCAAUAAGGGGGGGCCCUUUUUGCUAAAAAAAAACCGAGAAAAGAGAAAAAAAAAAAAAAAGAGAAAAAAACCACCACAAUUACACGAAGCAGAGCAACGCCGCCGGGGGGGGGAGGGGUUGGAAGGGAGGGGGGGCCCGGGGGCUAUUUAUUGUGACCCCCCCCCAGGGCGGCCGCGCCGGACUCUGUGCUGAGACAGCAGCUAUAAACCUGUGUAACCCGC
This is a messenger RNA of Gallus gallus (chicken), 4225 nucleotides long. RefSeq names its product methyl-CpG binding protein 2 (gene OTUD5). Gene Ontology annotation, molecular function: methyl-CpG binding; chromatin binding; double-stranded methylated DNA binding. The record is from RefSeq and is a predicted model, not a curated record. Gene Ontology annotation, cellular component: heterochromatin; nucleus. Lineage: Eukaryota; Metazoa; Chordata; Aves; Galliformes; Phasianidae. Gene Ontology annotation, biological process: negative regulation of transcription by RNA polymerase II.